Staurois parvus is the source of this 328-nucleotide messenger RNA. The record is from the annotation of a GenBank genome assembly. NCBI's taxonomy places the organism in Eukaryota, Metazoa, Chordata, Amphibia, Anura, Ranidae.
UGAUUUUGCAUUUACGGGGGGGAGAACUGUUUUUAAACAAAACAGUUCUCUCCCCUGUCAGCUCCUGCACAGCUAUGCAAAGCAGUGUGCUUACAGUAAAGUACAAACACAGCCACACAGUUAGAAACCGCAGACAGCUCAACAGCACACAGCUCACAGUUAACCCUUUGAUCGCCCCACAUGUUAACCCCUUCCUGCCCAGUGCCAUUAGUACAGUGUCAGUGCUUUUUAUUAGUCACUGGUCACUGUAUUGGUGUCACUGGGCAUGUCAGUGACACCAAGUCAGUUCUCCCCCAGUGUCAGAAUGCCCAACGCAGUCCUGCAAUAA